Molecule: messenger RNA, 2484 nt
Organism: Plasmodium yoelii
Lineage: Eukaryota; Apicomplexa; Aconoidasida; Haemosporida; Plasmodiidae
Product: endonuclease/exonuclease/phosphatase
Exons: 1
Coding region: 1-2484 (827 amino acids)
Biological process (GO): nuclear-transcribed mRNA catabolic process, deadenylation-dependent decay
Cellular component (GO): mitochondrion
Molecular function (GO): 3'-5'-RNA exonuclease activity
Source: RefSeq, a predicted model, not a curated record
AUGAUAUGGAUGAAUUUAUUAAAGUUUUUCGUGGCGACAUUUUUUAUGCUCGAAAAAACAAAAAAUAUGUUUUGCUUGAUAUGUAAUAACAAUAAAGCUAUAAAAUAUGUAUUAAAUAUAAAACUAAAUAAUAUACAAGAAAAAGCGAAACAUUUUUAUAUAAACAAUUAUAAUAUAGUUUUUAAUACGAAUAAAAAAAACGUCAAAAAAAAAAAAAAAAAACUCCUGUUUUUAUUGUCAAAAAAUUUUGGUCACUUUGUCAAUAGACAACAAGAAAUCCCUUUUCAUAUUUUAAAAUUAAAUAACAAUAAUACUAACAUCAAAAGAAAUAGAUUGUUUCUUUUUGAUCAUAAUUUUAGUAAACUUAAAUUGUGUUCCCAAAAUUAUCCGGGUGCCACUAGAUCAUUUAAUUCGAUUUUUUUGAAUAAAAUGGACAAUUAUGAAGAUAAACAUAGAUCUAACCGAAAUAAUGAAAUGUCAAAUGAAGAAACAAACGAUACAAACGAAAACAACGAUAAAAUACAAAGUUGUAUUCUAAAAAAGAAAGCAAAUUUUAUCGCAGAUUUUAACGACGAAAAGGAAAAUAAAAUUCAAAGAACUCAUACAAAUUGUGAUGGAAGUGAAAUAAAACAAAACAUAUCUGGAAAUGGUUGUAAUAAUGAUCUUAAAAAAAAUAACAUUUUCACCUUAAAAGAAUUAGAAGAAAUGCGAAAAAAUAGCAAUUACGUAAAAAUAGAUGAUAGAGAAAAUAACGAAUUUAGCAUAGAACUAUAUUUUGACUAUAAAGAGUUAAAGCUUUUGAGAAAAAAAGAUGAGCCAUUAAGUUCGUUAAAAAAUAGAUUAAUAUUAAAUUUGAACAAAUUAUACCAAAAACAAAAUAAGCAAUUAAAUUCUAUACAAAAUAAAAAUGCCAAUAAAAUAAUUGACGACAAUGUAAAAUCAGGAAAAGAGAAGGGAAACGCAACUACAGUUAAAUUUUAUGAUAAGGAAAAUAAUAUAAUUGAUGAAAACGGUAUUUUGAAGGAUAUUAUUGAUAAAUUAAAUUAUUUAGUUAUAGAUGAAUAUAAAAUAUCUAUAUAUAAAAAUUUAUAUGAUUUAAAAAAAAUAUAUGUAUCUAUGGAUGUGUAUGCCAAUCAUCAAAUUAUACCAGUCCAUUUACCAUUGGGGAAAAUGGAAGAUUAUACUUAUUAUUGGGUUGAUACCAAUGAUGAAACUAUUUUAAACUCUUGUGAUAUUUUUUACAAACCAACUAACGAAGAUAUAUCAAAAAGAAUCCAACUUGUUAUAUAUGACAAAAACACACCAAUUUUUUUUCAUGUCACUGAAGAAAUCGAAGUAAAGUACCACCCAUUUGAAGAGCAGCUUAAAAUUAAAGAACAAAGAUAUUCUGAUUUUCUUGUUCAAUCCAAUCAAUAUGAUAAUAAUAAUAAUAAUGCUAAAAACACAAUCCGUAUAUUAUCAUACAACAUACUUGCGCCUAUAUAUACAAAUACAAAAUAUGCAACAGAAUAUAUGUUCAGAAAUAUAAAUCCUUGUUAUUUAAAAACGAAUUAUCGAUCACAUUUACUGAUUAGCGAGAUAAAUCAUGACUUUGAUAUAAUAAGUUUGCAAGAAGUUAGCGAAUAUUUACAUACAAAUUUAUUUUGUGUAUACUUAUAUGAAAAUUAUUAUUCUUCAUAUAAACCAAAAAGCCCACAUGGAAAUGAUGGGUGCUCCUUAUUUGUUAAUAAAAAAAAAUUUAGUCUUAUAGAAUAUGAAAAUUGCGAAUUUAAUACAGUCAUAAGAAAUCCCGAAUUAAAAAAUAUAUAUGAUACAUUUAUAAAAAUAUCAGAUGAUCUUGAUGAAAUUAUAAAUGAAAUAAAAACAGUAUAUCAGAUAGGUAUAUUUAUGCAUAAUAAUAGUCAAAAUAUAUUUAUUAUUGCAAAUACCCAUUUAUAUUUUCAUAGCCUAGCUCAGCAUAUUAGAGUAAUACAAGUUUAUUGUAUGUUACAUAUUUUAGAAAAAAUAAAAAACAAGUAUAAAGACAAAUACAAAAACAAAGAAAUAUAUGUUAUAUUAAAUGGCGAUUUUAAUACAAAUUUCGAAUCAGAAGUCUUCUCAUUCUUGCAAGGUAAUGAUGUUAUGGAAAAUUCAAAAUUAUGGGAAAAUGGUAAAUUAUUUAAAAAGGAAUAUGAUGAUUUAAAUAAAUAUCCUACUCUAUUUAAUAUUGACAAUAAUUCAAAUGACCAAAAAAUUAACGGACCAUAUUUAAACAGAAAAAAAUUUUUACCUUUAUAUUCCGCUUAUAAAAAAGUAGAUAUUCCAUAUACAAAUUGGAAUAAUAAUUUUAUUGAUGUUUUAGAUUAUAUUUUUUUGUCACCUGAACUUAAAGUAAAAAGAGUAUUAAAGGGGGUGGAUAAGGAUAUUUUUGAUCAAUAUAAAGGAAUAGUAUCUCCUUUCAACCCGAGCGACCAUUUAUCAAUAGCUGCAGAGAUAGAGCUAUAA